Molecule: messenger RNA, 531 nt
Organism: Neocloeon triangulifer
Lineage: Eukaryota; Metazoa; Arthropoda; Insecta; Ephemeroptera; Baetidae
Product: serine protease 3-like
Exons: 4
Coding region: 1-531 (176 amino acids)
Biological process (GO): proteolysis
Molecular function (GO): serine-type endopeptidase activity
Source: RefSeq, a predicted model, not a curated record
AUGAACGCCGUCCCAGUUGUACUGCUCGUCCUUUUGGCCGGAAUUUCCUUGAGCCAGCAAGCCAGUUUUAAUACGCCUAGAGCAUUGAAAAUGAUAAUGAGAGAUCGUAACGCAAACAAGACCAAAAUCACUAAAACGGAGCUAUCGAUAUUCGAAAAGGACCCAAGAAGCAAACCUAGGCUGGAUUUUACACCAAGAGGGAAAAAACCUCAAAACGGUGGACUCGCUAACACAGACUUGAACUACGUCACGCUCAACACAGUCACAAACGUGAAAUGUGCAAGUGUCUACGGUUUUUAUUACAUUCGAUCGUCGGUGAUUUGCACUUCUACCAGUUCCUCAAAAACGAUUUGCGGAGGGGACAGUGGUGGUUCGCUGACCUACAAGGGUACAGAUGGAAAGGAAACCAUAAUAGGCGUUGUAUCUUUUGGCUCUGCAAAAUCUUGCCAGAAUUCGCCCACCGGAUAUUCCAGGGUCUCCAGUUUUUUGGGCUGGAUCUCAGGAAAAACCGGAAUAAAAGUUGACCCGUGA